Cricetulus griseus (Chinese hamster) is the source of this 3656-nucleotide messenger RNA. The record is from RefSeq and is a predicted model, not a curated record. Lineage: Eukaryota; Metazoa; Chordata; Mammalia; Rodentia; Cricetidae.
GGUACAGAGGCCAGUUGUUCUCUUCAGGACUCUGAAUCCCGGAAGGAGACCAUGACUUUUAGCCCAGAGGCCACUUUAUCUUUGGAGGGGACUGUGAACCUAGAUGACAUUCUCUUUCUGGGGGAUUCAGGGGACUUUGAAGAGAGUCUCUAUGUGGAAGAGUUUGAGAAGCCAGAGGAGACACUAUAUAUCGAAGAAUCGAAGCAGCCAGAGGAGGCUCUGGACCUGGGAGAGCCAGUGAGUCCAGAGGACACCCCGCCUGUAGAGGAACCUGUGAAGCCAGAUGAGGGACAGUUUUCGAAGCACGUGGAACCUGCUAAGAGCCCAAGCCCAGAGCAGACUGCUGGUGAGGGCGAGAUGGUGGCCCUGGAGGAAGGUCUUCCAGCUCCACCGAGUCCCAGCACAGAGGAGGACCUCAGCGUGGAGGACCUGGCGCUGCUGGAAGGCCGAUUCCAGCAGUGUGUACAAGCUGUAUCCCAGCUGGAAGAGGAGAGGGAUCAGCUUAUCCACGAGCUCGUGCUGCUCCGGGAACCAGCCCUGCAGGAGGUGCAGCAGGUCCACCAGGACAUCCUGGCUGCCUACAAGCUGCAUGCACAGGCCGAACUUGAGCGGGACGGGCUCAGGGAAGAGAUCCGGAUGGUGAAGCAGAAACUGUUCAAGGUGACCAAGGAAUGCGUGGCCUACCAAUACCAGCUGGAGUGCCGCCAGCAGGACGUGGCUCAGUUUGCCGAUUGCAGGGAAGCGCUGAGCACUCGGGCAGCCCAGCUCUCGGGAGAACUGACCCAGCUCCGAGAUGCCUACCAGAAACAGAAGGAGCAGUUGCAGCAACAACUAGAAGCACCCCCAACCCAGAGCGAUGGGCACUUUCUGCAGGAGAGUCGGCGGCUGUCAACGCAGUUUGAAAACCUCAUGGCAGAGAGCCGCCAGGGCCUGGAAGCCGAGUAUGAGCCUCAGCUGCUGCGGCUCCUGGAGAGGAAAGAGGCAGGGACCAAAGCUCUACAGGACACCCAAGCAGAGAUCCAAAAGAUGAAGGAGGCUCUGAGACCCCUGCAAGCAGAGGCCCGGCAGCUCCACCUUCAGAACAGGAACCUGGAGGACCAGAUCACGCUCGUGAGGCACAAACGGGACGAAGAGGUUCAACAGUACAGGGAGCAGCUGGAGGAGAUGGAGGAGAGACAGAGGCAGUUACGGAGUGGAGUGCAAGUCCAGCAGCAGAAGAACAAAGAGAUGGAGCGGCUGAGGAUCAGCCUUGCUGAAGAGCUUUCAACAUAUAAGGCUACGAUACCCAAGAGUCUGGAACAGGCUGACACAGCUACUUCUCAGGCAGGUGGAGCCGAGGCCCAAUCCCAAGGGACUGUUUAGCAAUAUAUGGCCGGAUCUGUGACCCAGAAACAAAGCAUUUAUACCAAAGCAUUGCUAGAUGGACUUUUCCUCAAACAGGAAAGAGUGCCCACAGAUGGCCAAGCAAUUCACCCUGUGAAAAUUAUACACUGGUUGGCUUGCCCAAAGAGAUUUUAGGGUUGGCUAGAAGCAAACACCAGCCAACUUUUAUCUGGAUUCUUUUCUGUGGGCUGCUGGUACUGAUCUCAAUGCACCGUGGAAUGGGAAAAUGAGCUUCUCAUCUUUCAGAACACCGAGUAAUGGAUGUAUCACAUGCUGCAACAUGUGAAGAUUAUUUAUUGCUUUGGGCUGACCCAAACCAAGACUAUUUAAGGGAAAACAAUUGGGGUCAAAAGACAGCCAAUUUUUGCUUUAUGGAUCCACAACUUGAAUUCCUUUGCACUAUCAGUAUUAGCUUUUAAGUGACUCCUUUCACAAAGCCAUUUUGUCCUUAAUGUCUGCACUCACAUAAUUUACUCUGAAAACAGUAUCAAGAUAGCCAUUUUUUUUUUUUUUUUUUUUGGACACAGGGCCUCACAUAUAUAGCCCUGUCUGGCCCUGAACUCAUACAGUGCUGAGAUUAAAGACAUGUUGGGCUUGUUUUUAUUUUUUGGGGGGGACUUAUGUAGAUCAGGAUGACCUUGGGAUUCUGAUCUUGCCUCUAGCCACCAUCUACUGGGAAGUGACCCAAACACCCUCCCCCCCCACACCCAGGGUAUCACCAUGUAAUAAUGAUGUGUCUUAGAAUGCAUUACAUAGACAAGGACUGGGAUUAAAUAAGUGUACCAUUACACCCAGCCUGGUAACUUUUACUACACACUAAAACAAUGAGAAUAGGAAAUCACUUCGGGUUUGAACCCAACACGUCAUUAUUCAGACUUUCCAGAAAAUCAUAAAUGGCUUUGGAGGUGAGAGUCAGCUAGUCAGUUCAAGCAAAAUCAGUCAUUUUAUCUGGUUAUCAAAUGUGGUGAUAAAGGCGCUCAGACUUUACCCAUUAAAAAAAGCAGGGGUCCCAGUGAGAAACAAUGGACAGACAAGUACUCUGUAACCCAGUUCAAGACUCUUUCAAACUUAUACUCUGCCUUAAGUCUCUUAUCACACUGCCUUUGACAUCUUGGAAACUUGUGUUAACUCUCUAGGGAAGACUUCAAAACUAUGUAAUUUUACCAAGACUAGUUUGUGUACUGUUUGGUAAUGCUUUCACUUUCCCUGGCAGGAGUAAAGUUCUUUUUCUUUUUUUUUAUGGUUCUGGGUCUAUUAUGUUUAUUUUAAUCUUGAUGGUCAAGACCUUGGAAAACAACUGUCAUCUGAACAAACUCCUUGGGAAGCCAGAGACUGGUGUUUGAUGGACAUUAAAUAAAACUCAGCAGCACAGGGCUUCAUAGAAAAGCAAUUUAUUCCAUUAUAAGCACUUACACAGUUAGUCAUGGAGAGUAACAGGCCUGAUGGUGAGACAGGUUAACCAAACUGGAGAUGGCAUCAAACUAUAGUGGUCAAGGACUAACUCCUAAAAAAGCAACUUUUAUCAAGGAUUAAUUUAAUUUUAAAAACAAAUACAAACUAGCAAUACACUCUUUCUCAACUUGACAGUCACCAGUGGUACUGACUGUCAGUUAAAAACAUACAUCUUACAACUUGGUGGUCCCAAGUUCAAAAAAACAAAACAAAAAACCGCACAACAAAACCAUUUCACAGAAAGGAAAAGAAUAAUAUGGAAACAGCUCAAGAAAUACACUAAUGAGCAAAAAUAUAAGGGAAGGAGGAACGUGUGGUCUUAACUAAAGAAACCAAGAGUCUGGUUUACAUAGGCAAAUGUGCAUCCUGGAAAGCCAGGUGAGAGGACCUUAAACUCUAUGACUUGAAUCUCCCCUAAUUCCUGAAUAAAAAUGACAUUUUGCAAUAUUUAUACUCAUGGCUCAGACACCUACUUCACUUGGCUCUAAUUACUUAUCCAUUCUGGCCUCUUACCUGAGAAUCUGAAAAACUUAGGGCUAUAGCUUAAGAAGAAAAAUAAUCAAAACAUAAUACGCCCCAUUUCUGAAGCUACUUUAGACCUGGGUUUGUUACUAGAAAAUUCCUGAAGAAAAUUUAAAUAUAAGUCUGUGGCUUUGUUGAAUUAAGUCCCCCAGUUAAGAUUUAGAAAACACCCAUGGCUUGGGCUAAUAGUAUUGUUGGUGGCACCUAUUAUAGCUGGAUAGCUUAACAAAGUCUGUGUCUCAAACCAGUGUUAAAUCCACCUCAGGGUUCAGAAGAAAACAAGGGGAGUCUAAAUCACA